AUGUCCUCAUUACUAUCGCCGCUCCUAUGGUCUGUCCUCCCGUCACAAAUCACUCAUCAGAUCAUACCAUACCUCAACACAUAUCUUCCAAGUUUAUUCCCAGCUGAACCCAGAGGGUCUCCUGGAUACAUAAGAAAUUAUCGAUACGCAUUUACAGGUGUCAUAUUCACUUAUCUAGCUUACACAUUCUUCAAAUCAGAUGAGAAAGGGAAUACGACAGAAGAUUUUUAUGCUUUACUAGGUGUGGAAAAGGACGUUGAUGCAGAUGGAUUGAAAAGGGCUUUUAGAUCUUUAUCAAGAUUGUAUCAUCCUGAUAGAGCUGGAUCAGGUAACGAUGAUCUAUUCAUAAUGAUUCGGAGGGCAUACGAAACCUUAUCCGAUCCAGUGAAGAGGUAUGCGUACGAUAGAUUUGGUCCUCAGAUAUUAGAUUGGAAAUCGGCUUCUAUAAGAGAGUAUACAAUAACGGGACUCCAUCGUUCGAUUGGAUUUUAUAUAUUCUCAGGAGGGUUCAUGUUACUUUUAUCAUUACUUGGUCGAGCUAAAGAAGGUGCUUAUUGGCGUCACACACUGUUUUGUGGAUUGUUGAUCUCAGAAAUGACUUUGAUACUGUCACCUUCAUCUUCCCUCUUAUCGUCUUCCGUCACAUUUCGUCGAAUCCCUUCGAUGUUCUUUCGACUAUUCCCAAUAUUAUCUUCACCUCAAUUCAUUCAAAUUGCAUUCCUCCAUCGACUAUUUACCACGUUCUCCAUAGCGAUAAAUCAAUUGACCAGCGUAUGGUUCCCUUCUCCACCUUCACAAGAAGAAGAAUGGGGCAAAGUCAUGAGUAUGUUGAAAAAUCUGGAAAUAGAAGCCGUAACGGGAUUUCAGAGUGAGGUGGCUCCUUUAAUGUCAACUGGACAACCUAAAUAUAUGGAGAAAUUGAUACAAAACAAUAUGGAAGAUAUUCUAGUAGAAAGAAGUAUGUAUGCCCACCCUCAAAUUCGUCAGGCUCAACAAGAUGCCUUACUUCGACCUCUGUCAAGAGAUCUACGGACUCAAACUCCGCAACAUAGAGCUGCAUUACAACAGUUGGAAAUCGCAACUAAGAUUCCUUUACCGCCUUCACCGCCUCCUUCGCCUCGCCACCAUUCAUUGAGAUUGUCGUAA
This is a messenger RNA of Kwoniella shivajii, 1146 nucleotides long. RefSeq lists its product as uncharacterized. Lineage: Eukaryota; Fungi; Basidiomycota; Tremellomycetes; Tremellales; Cryptococcaceae. The record is from RefSeq and is a predicted model, not a curated record. The coding region runs from base 1 to 1146 and encodes 381 amino acids. Gene Ontology annotation, molecular function: misfolded protein binding; protein-folding chaperone binding. The transcript is spliced from 7 exons. Gene Ontology annotation, cellular component: endoplasmic reticulum.